Messenger RNA from Trichophyton verrucosum HKI 0517, 2406 nucleotides. RefSeq lists its product as uncharacterized. Gene Ontology annotation, cellular component: cortical endoplasmic reticulum. NCBI's taxonomy places the organism in Eukaryota, Fungi, Ascomycota, Eurotiomycetes, Onygenales, Arthrodermataceae. Gene Ontology annotation, biological process: chloride transmembrane transport. The transcript has 3 exons. Gene Ontology annotation, molecular function: chloride channel activity. The coding region runs from base 1 to 2406 and encodes 801 amino acids. The record is from RefSeq and is a predicted model, not a curated record.
AUGGCUCAGGACCUGGGAACGAAAUAUAUACCAGGGCACACCCUGGCUAAGAAUUUUGGUGUGGAGUAUGUGAUCCUCUACUCCUUCGAGGACCAGGAUGCUAGCAGAGAGCUGCAGAGAUUGCUUCGGACCUUGUAUAGUGUCGGGCUGGAGGCUGCCGUGCGCCCUGGCAAGGGUCAGUGUCUUGUCGUCCUCGUCCGGCCUAGGGAGGAUAAGUUGAAAGCAAUGGCAUAUAGAACAAGGAUCAAGGACUGGCUGUAUGGUGUGCGUACCUCACAGCCCACCAAGGAUAUCAACGAUACCCAGGGGGUGCCAUGGACGGAGGCGGAGCGUCUCCGCACAAUAUAUGAUAUGAUGACUCUCCCACGCGCAGAUGGUGGGGCAGAUAUUACCCCCGGGUAUGGAUAUUGGAAGAAUGUCAAGUCGAUAUUCCCUCUACAUGACCACGACAUGAACAGCGAGUGGAUCAAGUCCUGGAGCCGUAAGACUCUUUUGGACAACGACGAUCUAGAGCAGAUAAGAGUGAAGCUGGGAGAGAAAGUAGCAUUCUACUUUACUUUCCUGCAAACGUAUUUCCGUUUCCUCAUGGUCCCCGCGGGCCUAGGCCUGUUCUGCUGGGUGUUCCUCGGUCAUUUUUCGAUCUUUUAUGCUGUUUUGAACUCGCUCUUCUGUCUUGUGUUUGUAGAGUUUUGGAAGAGACAGGAGACCGAUCUGCGGCUGAGGUGGCAGGUAAAGGGAGUGUCCGAGAUUAAGGCUCGGAGAAAGGAGUAUAAGCAUGAGAAGGAGAUCAUUGACCCGAUUACGGGUGAGACAGUCUACGUGUUUCCGGCCUCCAAGCGGCUAGUUAGACAGUUGCUGGUGAUUCCAUUUACUAUGGCAGUGGUUGUAGCAUUGGGAACUUUAAUUGCAACAUGUUUUGCUAUCGAAGUCUUUAUCAACGAGAUCUACUCUGGCCCUUUCCGGACAUACCUGGUUUGUCAAUCCUUACCUCUUACUCGGUUUUUAUACCAAACGGCUAAUAAGCAGCAGGCAUUCGUACCUACAAUCAUACUAUCACUCUGUGUGCCGACUAUCAGCGCUAUACUGACGAAGGUCGCGACCCAAAUGACAGAGUAUGAGAACUAUGAGACGCAGGACAGCCAUGAUAUUGCUCUGACACGCAAAGUUUUCAUACUUAACUUUGUCACUUCUUAUCUACCUAUCUUUCUGACAGCGUUCGUGUAUGUCCCUUUUGCACCAACUAUAGUGCCGUACCUGGAUGUCUUCCACCUUGCCGUCAAGCCCUUCCAGCCCAAUGAGAAGGGCGCAACGACAGCGUCUGCAGCUACAGAGAUCAAAGAGUUCCGCAUCAACAGAGCGCGACUGCGCAACCAGGUAAUCUACUUUACGGUGACGGCUCAGAUCGUGAAUUUUGCACUGGAGACGGUAGUCCCCUAUGUCAAGCGCAAGUUCUUCCGAAAAUAUGAGGAGAUGUCCGAGGCAAGGAAGAAUAAAGAGGACAGCAAGUCCGCGUCGUCAUCUUCUACCGACCUUUUGUUGGAUGAUGUACCAGAAGAAGCCGAAUUCCUCAAGCGGGUACGAAAUGAAUCUGAACUGAGUGACUACGAUGUGACCGAUGACCUGCGCGAGAUGUGUGUGCAGUUUGGAUACCUGGCUCUCUUCUCCCCCGUCUGGUCUCUGGUCCCGGUCUCCUUCUUGGUCAACAACUGGGUCGAACUGCGAUCGGACUUUUUCAAGAUCUGCAUCGAGUACAAGCGUCCCACGCCCUUUCGUGCUGACUCCAUCGGUCCGUGGUUGGACUCACUCAGCUUCCUGUCGUGGAUGGGCAGUCUGACGAGCGCAGCACUAGUGUAUAUGUUUUCAUCUGUAGCUGGUGCCGGCAACGAUGAACCUCACGAUGACAUCAAGGGCUGGCUAUUGCUGCUGACCAUAUUUUUCUCUGAGCACAUCUACCUGCUAGCCCGCCUGGCAGUCCAGGUGGCCAUGUCCAAGCUGGAGACUUUGGACACCCGCCGCGACCGAGCGGAACGCUACCUCAUGCGAAAGGGUUACCUUGACCGCGCCAGCAGUGGACAUGCAAACAUCAACGAUACCGAUGAGAACCACUACCAGCGUCGGGGAGAAGAGAUGCUUGCCGAAGUUCAAGCUAGUGCUGGUGUAGGUGAAGCAGUUGGCGAUUUCGAUGAGCUUGGCAGCGACUAUGUGGAAGAGGAGAUCGGGCAGAUCACCCGCUCAUCGCUCGAAGAAGAUGCACGCAAGUUCAGCAUGCCAGAUGCAACUCCAUCUGAGCUCUUUUGGGCGCGGCAGCAGGGGUGGAAGGAGUCCGCCAGGAUCGGGGCUGCUAUUAUCCAGGCUGGCGCCCAGAAGGAGACCAAGGAACCCAAGGAAACCAAGAAGAGUCAAUAG